Molecule: messenger RNA, 987 nt
Organism: Phaeodactylum tricornutum CCAP 1055/1
Lineage: Eukaryota; Bacillariophyta; Bacillariophyceae; Surirellales; Neidiaceae
Exons: 1
Biological process (GO): protein dephosphorylation
Cellular component (GO): cytosol; nucleus
Molecular function (GO): protein serine/threonine phosphatase activity; cation binding
Source: RefSeq, a predicted model, not a curated record
AACGCUACCAUCCGCUACGCGUACUUGUCCCAACGUGGCUUUUACCCCGACGAUCCCUUCAAGGCCAAUCAGGACGCCUACGACGUACAGAUACCCUUGUCCAACAACCAAGGCGACGCCUUUCUCGGAAUCUUUGACGGACACGGCAAGGAUGGCGACGGCUGCGCCAUUUUUGCCAAACACAACCUGCACAAGCAUGUGCAUGGAUUCGUCAACGCACGCAAGUCGCAAACCGCCGCCGAACUCACCAAGGAAGAAGUGCACCACUGCAUCACCAAGGCACACGUGGAAACCAACCGCACGCUACGUAAGAAUCCCAAGGUAGACGAUUCACUCAGUGGGACAACCGCCAUUAGUGUCUACUUCCACGGACGGCGCAACCGUAUGACCAUUGCCAACGUUGGAGACAGUCGCGCCGUUCUGGGACAAGCCGUCACCGGGAACUUGCCGGAAUCCGCCGCCCCGGCUACGACGUCACGCAACAACUUGAAAGCCGUGCCCUUGAGUCGGGAUCAAACACCCUACCGCAAGGAUGAACGCUCGCGGAUUCGCGCCACCGGAGCCCGUGUUCUCAGUUUGGAUCAGUUGGAAGGACUUGAACCGAUUCAAGAUAUUUCCGAAAAUGGCGAAGACGACGAUUUCGUCCUGGGGGAAGAGCUGGACGAAGGGGGCGACCCGCCCCGGGUGUGGAGUCCCGAUGGGGACUUUCCCGGGACGGCCUUUACCCGGUCCAUCGGAGACGCCAUGGCGGAAGACUUGGGUGUCUAUGCCGAACCGGAGCUGCUCACGCGGGAAAUGACCCCGGACGAUAAGAUUAUUGUGCUCGCCAGUGACGGGGUGUUCGAAUUCUUGACCAACCAGUCCGUCAUUGAUAUUUGUGCCAAGUUUAAUGAUCCACUCGAGGCCUGUCGUGCCGUCGUGGCGGAAGCGUACGAACUGUGGUUGCAAUACGAAUUGCGCACGGAUGAUAUCACCAUUAUUUGCAUG